Messenger RNA from Anisakis simplex (herring worm), 339 nucleotides. Lineage: Eukaryota; Metazoa; Nematoda; Chromadorea; Rhabditida; Anisakidae. The record is from the annotation of a GenBank genome assembly.
UUUUUGACGGCAUAUUUGCAUAUCAUCGUUUGCACAUUGGAUUACGCUAGUGUUUCAGCUCAAGUUCAAGUUGGGAACGUUUUGCCACUGGGUGAGUUGCCCGAAGGUACGACUGUUUGCAAUUUGGAGGAGAAGACUGGCGAUCGUGGACGACUUGCUCGAACAUCAGGAAAUUACGCCACUGUUAUUGCACACAAUCCAGAAACGAAGAAGACUCGUAUUCGUUUGCCGUCGGGUGCCAAGAAGGUAGUACAAUCAUCUAACCGCGCUAUGAUUGGUAAUAUUCAUAAUUUUAAAACAGAAUUGGACGCAUUAUUGUUAGAUAGCGGCCUAGAAUAG